Messenger RNA from Mercurialis annua (annual mercury), 1799 nucleotides. Its product is annotated as ABC transporter I family member 1. Gene Ontology annotation, biological process: cytochrome complex assembly. The record is from RefSeq and is a predicted model, not a curated record. Gene Ontology annotation, molecular function: ATP binding; transmembrane transporter activity; ATP hydrolysis activity. The transcript has 3 exons. Bases 366 to 1055 code for a protein of 229 amino acids. NCBI's taxonomy places the organism in Eukaryota, Viridiplantae, Streptophyta, Magnoliopsida, Malpighiales, Euphorbiaceae.
CCUAGACAUCGCGAACAAGAAAAAGAUCGCUCAUCAACUCCAUUUCCCAUUUCUAAUUCUCUAAAUUUUGUUUGUGAAUCAUUCAAUUCAGAGAUUCAUGCUAAAUUAUCGCUUCUUUCUCUUGCUCGCUAUCUUUCAUCAUUCAUUUUAUUGAUCAGAAACCAACCUUGGCAAGUAGCUCAUAAGGUGUUUGUUAAUUUGCCUCAACGAACUUUUCUAUUUCUUUCAAUUAGUACAUAUGUUUGAGUUGGUAACCUCUGGCACUUCACUUUAAAGGUUUUACAUCAGCAGCUUGAUUGGGUUGGUUUCUGCUAUCAACCUCAAAUUACAAAAGGAGAGCAUUCAGCAAAAGUUUCAAGCACGCAAUGUCUCUUAGAAGACCACCACUUCCUCGUAUCCUCCUUGAUAACGUCUCGUGCAUGAGAAACGCUCAACAGAUCUUACGCCAUGUCAAUGUUUCCAUGCACGACGGCGGGGCACUUGUUCUGACAGGCAGCAAUGGGUCAGGCAAGACCACCUUCUUACGAAUGUUAGCUGGAUUCUCUAAGCCUUCUGCCGGUCAGAUCCUUUGGAACGGUCAUGACGUGACGGAAUCUGGAGUCUUCCACCAGUAUAAGCUUCAGUUAAACUGGCUCUCUCUGAAAGAUGCCAUCAAGGAUAGGUUCACGGUCCUUGAAAAUGUCCAGUGGUACGAGGUUCUUGAAAGCAAGGAAGGGAAUUCAAUGCGGGCUAUCGAGUUGAUGGGGCUUGGAAGAUUGGCCAAAGAUAAGGCGAAAAUGCUGUCGAUGGGUCAGCGUAAGAGGCUUCAGCUUGCGAGGUUGCUGGCUAUAGACCGGCCGAUAUGGUUGCUAGAUGAGCCUUCUGUUGCCUUAGAUGAUGAUGGGGUGAAGUUAUUGGAGUACAUAAUCGCAGAGCAUAGAAAGAAGGGAGGGAUUGUAUUUGCGGCUACACAUCUGCCUAUAGAGAUUGAGGAUGCUAUGCGUUUGAGACUACCACCUCGGUUCCCUCGAAGAAUGACUCUGGUCGAUAUGCUCGAUCGAGCCGACAUCUCCUGAAACAAGAGAUUGAAUCUCAGUGCUGUGCACAUAGAAUUAGUCUUAUUUUAGCAUCAUCUGGUGUAAAGCCAGUAGAAUGAAUCACUAGUCUCCGUCAAUUUCAUGGAAGUCCCUUGUUGAUUGAAACCUUUAUACCUUAUUUUAAAAAGGCCUAAUCACUCAAAAACCCCUCACCUUUAAACUUUUUUUCAAUUCCACCCUGACAUUGAAAAUUUGUCAAUUUUACCCACUUUUGAAUUUUCCGUUUUCAAUUGUACCCCAAUAUUUUAAUUUUUGUUAAUUUUUUUACUUAAAUGAUGAAAUCAUUCAAUUAAUUAAGUCUAAACAUGAAAUUAAAUUCUUUUUUAUUCAAAAAAGUACAAAUAAGUCCUUUAUUUUUAAAAAAACUAAAAAUCAUAAUCAAAUUAACACUAAUUUAAAUUCUUAAUUAAUUUAACUAAAUUUAAAUAAAUUUUAAAAAUAUACAAUUAAUAUAUAUGAGACAUGGAGAAUAUUUUAAACAAAUUUCCAAACGCAAAAGACGUUAAUUUAAUUUUUCAGGGUACAAUUGAAACACAAAAAUGCAAAAUAGGGUAAAAUUGACAAAUUUUCAACGUCGGGGUAUGAUUGAAAAGGGGCUAAAAGGUCGGGGGUUUUUAAGACAUUAGGCCUUUUAAAAAUAAUUAAAGUUUGACAUUGGUUAAUAAAUAACUAUGUCCACUUAUUUAUAUUUUUAACUUAAAGAGGUAAUGUUUAUGUGAAAAA